Molecule: messenger RNA, 444 nt
Organism: Drosophila eugracilis
Lineage: Eukaryota; Metazoa; Arthropoda; Insecta; Diptera; Drosophilidae
Exons: 3
Coding region: 172-366 (64 amino acids)
Source: RefSeq, a predicted model, not a curated record
AAAACUAUUUAAAUUACUAAAAUGGAACAAGACUUGAAACGCAAUUUGAGCAUGGAAGUUGAGUUUGCUGAGAAUGGUCUUACGCGAGACAAACACGUUAGUUGAGACAGACUGUAUCCAGAUAAUGCAAAUAAUGAUGAGAACAAGACCUUCAGAGCCUUCAAGCUCACAAUGAUGAUGAUAUUGUUAAAUGUUUGCCUAUUUGCAUGCCCUUUUCUCUUAUACCUGUAUUUUAAUACGAUGAAUGCAGAGAAUAGACAUCAGGUUUUGGACUUUGUAAUUGUUGUCGGAGGCAUUCUAGCAAUUAUGCUGUUAUGUAGAUUGGGAGAUUUGUCGAAGGGAAGACCCAAUUUUUACUAUAUUUAAUAGUUAUAGUUAUCCAAAAACCUUGGCUUAAAAUUCAAAACAUGCCUUUGUAUUCGGUUUAAUUUUUGAGUCAAAAAU